AUGUCGCAGCCAAAGCUCCGCACUUCAUGCGACCCAUGCUCUUCAUCCAAAGUGCGCUGCACUAAAGAGAAACCUGGUUGUUCUCGCUGUUCGCGGAAUGGGCUGGAGUGUGUCUAUGGCCGAUCGCAAAGAAAGGGCAAACCACCCUCGAAGACUAGCUUCACUCACAUUCCACCCCGCCAAUCUCUAUCUUCUCACGCUCUGCCACCAUCUCCGUCGAGUCUCUCUCCUCCUGGUCAGUCACCCGGGCGCACCGAGCAGUAUGAGAAUAGUACCAUUUAUAACUACCACUGUCCCUGGUCUCGAUCCCCGAUGUUCCCCACGAUGGAUUAUGCAAAUCCCAGCGUCGCCAAUGAAGAUCCCACAGAAUAUUACAGAACAGAUAACGAGCUGACUACCUACCCAUCGCUGCUUAACGGGGAUGGCAGUGCAUCGCAUUUCUCCGCUCAACCACGCCCGAUGCCUUGGUCCAAUCUAGCCGUGUCAAAUUCAACAUCACCCGAAUGCGCUAUCCAAAACUCUUUCCCGGGAAUGGCUGCUCAUCAAGAGUACAAUCAUAUUUACAAUAGCCAGAUCAGGGACCCUCAUAGACGCUACAUAUAUCAUCAACAGGAAAAUGCGCUGGAGACCCCACCAGACGACCCAGAUCUACCAUACCAGACACUCGCCUACCAAAUACCCUCACCAACUCACGAGCCAGAGUCAACGAGCUACUAUGCCGGUCAUUGA
Molecule: messenger RNA, 729 nt
Organism: Penicillium soppii
Lineage: Eukaryota; Fungi; Ascomycota; Eurotiomycetes; Eurotiales; Aspergillaceae
Product: Zn(II)2Cys6 transcription factor domain-containing protein
Exons: 1
Coding region: 1-729 (242 amino acids)
Biological process (GO): regulation of DNA-templated transcription
Molecular function (GO): DNA-binding transcription factor activity, RNA polymerase II-specific; zinc ion binding
Source: RefSeq, a predicted model, not a curated record